CAAACCGGGCCCUCGGUUGUCCGUCUGCUUCACACUCUUGUCACUCCUUUCUGUGCUUCCUUUCCUUGUAUUCGACCAUCUUUUUAUAAUUGUGCGUGUCAUUCCGAACCAUGGCCGUUGCCCUGCCAUUCAAUGCCACGAGGGUCGCCGUCGUGCUUCUCAUGGUCAUCAUCCUACUAGUCGGCUACUUCAGCAACGUAUCAAGGCCACUCUUCACCCACGAGGCCACCCCGAUCGAAUUCGUAGCCAGCUCCUACAGCUGGGCAAACCACACCCUGAAGCAUGCCAUCCCCGAGAAGGAAAUGACCCAACUGCCCGGUGGCGACCCCGUCGAGCUCCCGGCCAUCCAGCACCUGUUCUUCACGCCUCCCGAGAACGAAGACGACAUCAAGUCCCUCGAGGACAAGCGCGACGACAUCAGGCGCGCCUUCCGCCAGACGUGGACUUCGUACGAGGAGCAUGCCUGGGGUCGCGACGAACUGAAGCCCCUCAGCAUGGAGGGCCACGAUUCUCUGGGCGGUUGGGCGGCGUCCAUGAUCGAUGGGCUUGACACGCUGUGGCUCAUGGACAUGAAGCCAGAGUUUGAGCGGGCCACCAGAUACGUCGCCCAUCUCGACUGGGACAACUCCACCAGCGAGAGCUGCAACCUCUUCGAGACCAACAUUCGAUAUCUCGGCGGCCUGCUCUCCGCCUACGAGCUAAGCGGUGAGGGCGUCCUUCUCUCCAAGGCCAUCGAGAUCGGCGACCUGCUGUACGCCGCCUUCGACAACUACGAGCACAUGCCUCCGCACACCAUCAGCUUCCAGGAUCUCAAGCUCGGCAGGGGGCACCCGGCGGAGACGCAGAGCAGCGCCGGGCUGGGCAGCAUGAGCCUCGAAUUCACCCGCCUCACGCAAUUGACCGGCAACGCCAAAUACUACGACGCCAUCGCCCGCAUCUCCAAGGCCUUCGACCGGACCCAGAACUCGACCCUCAUCCCCGGCAUGUGGCCUGUGCAGAUCGACGUGCUGCACGACUUCCAGGUCAAGGACGACUCUUUCAGCCUCGGGGCGGACGGCGACUCGCUGUACGAGUAUCUGGUCAAGGAGUUUGUGCUUCUCCGGGGCCGAGAGCCCAUGUACGAAAAGAUGUACCUCGACGCCGCGGACGCCAUCCUCAAGAACUUGGCAUUCCGACCAAUGCUGCCAAACAAGGAUGACCUACUCAUGCUGGGCAAGGUCGACGUCGUUGGCGGGGACAUUGUCAAUUUGCGCCCUGUCCUCGAGCACCUAUCCUGCUUCGCGGGAGGCAUGUUCGCCAUCGGAGGCAAGGUCUUUGGGCACCAAGAGCACAUUGUCAUUGGCGACAAGCUGGCUCGCGGCUGUGCCUACGCCUACGCCGCCUUCCCCAACGGCAUCAUGCCCGAGAUUUCGACUCUCUCCGCCUGUCCUACGCUAGACCCCUGUGAAUUCCGCUCCACGUCCAUCCGAGCCACCCCCGACGGCUUCAAGUCCAAGGACAAGCGCUACAUCCUGCGCCCGGAAGCCAUCGAGAGCAUCUUCAUCCUCUACCGCAUCACGGGCAACGAGGAGUACCGAGAGAUUGCGUGGACCAUGUGGACAGCCAUCAAGAAGGCCACCAAGACGGGGCACGGCACAUUCGCCGAGGUCAAGGACGUCACCAGAGAGGAGCUGACGCACACCGAUUCCAUGGAGAGCUUCUGGAUGGCCGAGACGCUCAAGUACUUUUACCUCAUCUUCUCCGACGAAAACGUCCUUCACCUGGAUGAGUGGGUGUUCAACACGGAGGGACAUGCCUUCAGAUGGUCAAAAUAGACACUGACCCAGGAUGGGCCACGGCAGAUUCAAAGGUUAUGGCAAAGUGUACUGGUACCCGCGAAAAGACGGAAAGGCGUUUUUGGUGGCUUCGGAUAGGGCAAUGGAACGGCUGAUAUUGUGAUUUCAUGCGGGUCGGUAGUGGUAGGAAGCCUCCUGGCAGGCUUAUCUAUGUGCAAAUAAACAUAAUUGAUACCCUCUCAUGCACCAGCCGCCGCGAAUCAGCGUCACGCCGCUUCCGC
Ilyonectria robusta is the source of this 2056-nucleotide messenger RNA. Its product is annotated as glycoside hydrolase. Gene Ontology annotation, molecular function: calcium ion binding; mannosyl-oligosaccharide 1,2-alpha-mannosidase activity. NCBI's taxonomy places the organism in Eukaryota, Fungi, Ascomycota, Sordariomycetes, Hypocreales, Nectriaceae. The transcript has a single exon. Bases 111 to 1814 code for a protein of 567 amino acids. Gene Ontology annotation, biological process: N-glycan processing; carbohydrate metabolic process. Gene Ontology annotation, cellular component: endoplasmic reticulum; Golgi membrane. The record is from RefSeq and is a predicted model, not a curated record.